This is a messenger RNA of Vitis vinifera (wine grape), 1159 nucleotides long. Its product is annotated as ras-related protein Rab7. Bases 250 to 963 code for a protein of 237 amino acids. NCBI's taxonomy places the organism in Eukaryota, Viridiplantae, Streptophyta, Magnoliopsida, Vitales, Vitaceae. Gene Ontology annotation, cellular component: vacuolar membrane. The record is from RefSeq and is a predicted model, not a curated record. Gene Ontology annotation, molecular function: GTP binding; GTPase activity. The transcript has 6 exons.
CACCUUUUGGUGGUUGGUGUCAAUCAAACAGUGAUAGAACCCAAAAAGCAAAACAGAAAAGAGAAGAAGAAUGAAGAAGAACCUGGAAUCUAGAAACCCUUUUGGUUGAAUUAUAGAUUUCCAUUAAUGUAGUCAACAAAUUUCACAUGUACUCUUCCUUGUUCAACCAAUUUCAAUCUCUCCAAACCAUAACAGUUCCUUCUUCUUUUCCCUUCUUUUCGCCUGAAGACCAGCUUGGCCUUGUUCACCAUGGCUGCACCAAGAAGAACCUUGCUCAAAGUCAUAGUCCUCGGCGACAGUGGGGUGGGGAAGACAUCAUUGAUGAAUCAAUAUGUGUACAAGAAGUUCAGUCAGCAAUACAAAGCUACAAUUGGGGCUGAUUUUGUCACAAAGGAACUGCAGAUUGAUGACAAAUUAGUCACAUUACAACUCUGGGACACAGCAGGGCAGGAGAGGUUCCAGAGCUUGGGGUCAGCAUUCUACAGAGGAGCAGACUGCUGUGUUCUUGUGUAUGAUGUCAAUGUACUGAAAUCAUUUGAAUCACUCCAAAGUUGGCAUGAAGAAUUCCUCAAGCAGGUCACUGAAACCCCCUCAAUUCCCUUAUAUUAUAUUGAAUUUCUGUGGAUUGAUUCAAAUGGGUUGUCUGGUAUUAUUAAUAUACAUUCACAGCAGGCAGAUCCAGCUGAGCCUGAGGUGUUUCCAUUUGUAGUGCUUGGGAACAAGGUUGAUGUGGAUGGUGGGAACAGCAGGGUGGUUUCUGAGAGGAGAGCUAGGGAGUGGUGUGCUUCCAGGGGAGACAUACCAUACUUUGAGACUUCAGCAAAGGAGGAUUUCAAUGUGGACGCUGCAUUUCUCUGUGUUGCUCGAGUUGGAUUGAGCAAUGAACAUGGACAAGAAAAUUAUUUUAGAGCAAUUUCAGAAGUUGUUUCAGAAACAGAGCAGAAGGGAGGGUGUGCUUGCUGAAGUGAGAGAUCUCACUGCAACCUGUUUUGUUUGUUUGAUUCUUUAAUUUAUUUGUGUUGGUGCUGUCUGUGUAUAUUAAGCAUUCAUCAUCCCUUUUUUAUUCUUGAAAUAAAUGAGUUUAUGUUCUUGCACCAAUCAAUUUGUAUAACACAUGACUCAAUGGACUCAUAUUCUAUUUAUUUCUUUUAUACUAAAG